GAUCGUGCUUGGCGAGAAGACAUGGCAGACGCUGCUACUGCAGAUGAGACCAGUGCUAUCAGUAGUCGAGAUAGCGAGGAUGCCUUGUCACCGUCGGGCUAUCGAGUGCGUGCUGGAAAGAAUAGUGACAAGAAUGCUGCAGGUUAUUGACACGGAUGACAUUUGUGCGGGCAGAUGAGCACCCAAGCGAUCAAGUCGGUGGACGAGUUGCUGGCGAAAGACGCAGAAGACGAAAGUCUACGGAAAUACAAGGAGCAACUAUUGGGCUCCGCUGCUCAUGGAGAUCGAGGAGGUCCGAUCAAUACUUGUCAACACCUUGACCUCUGACAUUGCUACAUCUCAUCUUCGUGUUUUGUUGUUGCAAGACGCUAAUGACACUCGCCGCGUGGUGGUGGAAGAGUUUAAGGUCGAGUUCGAGGACGGACGAGAGAAUAUUGUGUACAAUCUGGACACUUUAGAGGGAGUGGAGCACAUGCGCACGACGCCUUUUGUCAUGGCCGAAGGCUCUCGUUAUCGAUUCGUCAUCUCUUUUCGCAUCAACCAGGCGAUUGUAAGCGGAUUGCGUUUCCGCAAUAAAGUCAAAAAGACUGUGCUGUCCACGAACGAUGAGAUCGUCUUGGGUUCGUACGCCCCGCGCUCCGAAAACUAUGUGUUCGUCUUCCCUCGUCACGAAUGGAUGGAAGCUCCGUCGGGACUUUUCUAUCGCGGCAAAUACAUGGGCAGAUUCAUCUUCGUCGACGACGAUCAUGUUGAGCAUCUCAAGCUAUUCUACACUUUCGAAAUUAAGCGAGGAUAACUGCAUUAAAUGCAGUUAUAACCUGUUAUACGGUAUCCCUUUCGUUCCAAUGCAAAAGAGGUAUUACUGAAUCUUCUGUUCCUCCAUAAAGCGCUUCUGUUGAUCGAUCAUGUAAUCGAUUUCCAUAAUAUCGUCAGCUUCCGUUGGGUUAUUCGUUGGUGUACGAAGGUUAUGCAUAGUGGUGCUGCCCAUGUGCAGUGGGAU
Messenger RNA from Phytophthora nicotianae INRA-310, 1000 nucleotides. RefSeq lists its product as hypothetical. The record is from RefSeq and is a predicted model, not a curated record. Bases 278 to 796 code for a protein of 172 amino acids. Gene Ontology annotation, molecular function: protein binding; Rho GDP-dissociation inhibitor activity. The transcript is spliced from 2 exons. Gene Ontology annotation, cellular component: cytoplasm; membrane; cytosol. Lineage: Eukaryota; Oomycota; Peronosporomycetes; Peronosporales; Peronosporaceae. Gene Ontology annotation, biological process: Rho protein signal transduction.